Messenger RNA from Cornus florida, 1641 nucleotides. RefSeq lists its product as uncharacterized. The transcript is spliced from 3 exons. The record is from RefSeq and is a predicted model, not a curated record. Bases 1 to 1479 code for a protein of 492 amino acids. Lineage: Eukaryota; Viridiplantae; Streptophyta; Magnoliopsida; Cornales; Cornaceae. Gene Ontology annotation, molecular function: acetylglucosaminyltransferase activity.
AUGAGAGACAACCCAAAUCGUACACUUCCAAAGCUCAUGGUUUGGUUCACCAUCUUCAUCUCUUUUAGCUACAUAUUCUACACUCUAAGAUUCACACACUCUUAUCGUUUAUAUACCCAAAACCCUCUCACCACUCGCAACCAACUCCAACCAAAAUUAUCAAACGUUACGGACUCAGUGCACAAGACUCCCGUCAUUACAGAGUAUGAGAAUCCAAACCGAACACAGCUCAAACAUAUUGUAUUCGGGAUCGGGGGUUCGGCGAAGCUAUGGGAUCACAGGCAGAACUACAUUAAGUUAUGGUGGAGGCCCAAUGAAAUGCGAGGGUUUGUAUGGUUAGACCAGCCGGUAAACAAUGAUACCCAAUACGAUGAUACUUCUUCUCUCCCGCCAUUGAAGAUAUCAAGUGAGAUUUCAAAGUUUGACUACACGAACCCGAAGGGUGACCGGUCCGGGAUACGAAUAUCUCGGAUUGUGUCCGAGAUGGUGAGGUUAGAGAUGGAGGAUGUGAGGUGGUUGGUGAUGGGUGACGAUGAUACCAUGUUUUUUCCGGAUAAUUUGCCUAGGGUUUUGCAGAAAUAUGAUCAUAACCAGUUUUAUUAUAUUGGUAGUACGUCGGAGAGUCAUUUACAGAAUAUAUAUUUCUCGUAUAACAUGGCUUACGGUGGUGGUGGUUUUGCUAUUAGUUAUCCAUUAGCCAAAGCUCUUGCGAAAAUCCAAGAUACGUGUAUACAGAGAUACCCGAAUUUGUACGGGUCGGAUGAUCGGAUCCAAGCUUGCAUGGCUGAGCUUGGAGUCCCUCUCACCAAAGAGAUUGGGUUUCACCAGUGUGAUAUGUACGGUAACAUCUUCGGGUUCCUCGCGGCACACCCGGUGGCACCGCUAGUCUCCCUCCACCACCUGGACUUGGUGGAUCCAAUCUUCCCCGGCGUAGAUCGGGUUCAAGCCCUAGAGCGGCUCAAGUUGCCCACAAAGCUCGACUCGGCUGGACUCUUGCAACAAUCUAUAUGCUACGACCAGUCUAAGAAAUGGACCAUAUCAGUGUCAUGGGGCUACGCGGUCCAAAUAUUUCAGUUCAUAAUUCCAGCCCGCGAAAUGGAAAUUCCUAGGGUAACUUUUCUCAAUUGGCACAGAAAGGCCGAUUACACAGCCUUUGCCUUCAACACUCGGCCGGUUCACGAAGAUGCUUGCGAAUGGCCGUAUAUUUAUGUCAUGUCCAAUGCUCUUUAUGAUCCUUUCAAUAAUCGGACAGCUAGCGAGUACGUUCAAGUUCGAACCCCACCCCGACCACAGGAAAGAUGCUGGUGGAAGAUGGCCGAUCCUUCUCACAUACAAAGAGUUGAGGUUUAUAAGAAACCUGACCCACAUUUAUGGGACAAGUCGCCCAGAAGAAAUUGCUGUCGGGUGUUGCCAUCCAAGAAGAAAGGCACCAUUGCAAUCGAUGUUGGUGAAUGCAGAGAAGGAGAAACCAUUAAUUGACAAAGAAUGAUAAAGCUGUUCCCACACACAAAAAAAAAAAAAAAAAAAAAACUCACAUCUCACACACAAAUUAAAUUAAAAUUCCUUUUAACUGUAAAUUAUAUUAAAGACAAGUUUAUCACAUAUUCUUGUCAAGAUAUAUAUAGACUCCUCCAUUUUAUU